Drosophila willistoni is the source of this 2295-nucleotide messenger RNA. RefSeq names its product SET and MYND domain-containing protein 4 (gene Smyd4-1). The coding region runs from base 58 to 2295 and encodes 745 amino acids. Gene Ontology annotation, molecular function: protein binding. The record is from RefSeq and is a predicted model, not a curated record. The transcript has 4 exons. Lineage: Eukaryota; Metazoa; Arthropoda; Insecta; Diptera; Drosophilidae.
AACUAAUUCACGAAAAGAUUAUUUCUCUCAGUGUUUCAGUUUUGUUUUUUUCAUUAAAUGGACCAACUAGCUAAAGUAUUUUCUCUGCAAGAGCAGCUGGUGGAUUUCAAGGGUCCUUAUAAGAAUGAAUUAGCGACCAUUAAACUUUUGCAUGAACCUACCAAGAAGCAACAUUUUCAACAACUAACCAAACAAUUGUUGGCUCAUCUGGAAAAGGAAGAGCAAAACCAACGACAUGACCAUCAAUCCUGUCAAGAGGAGGCGCGACUCCUUAGAGAGGAGGGUAAUCGCAUAUAUAAAGCAAUGUCAAAUCAGAAUCGUUUACUCGAGGCCUGCCGACUUUACACCAAAGCAAUUUUUAAAGCCGAAAGUGCUUAUGAUGAGCUCUGUCUUGCAUUUGCCAAUAGAGGCAUGGCACUCCAGGAAUUUGGCUACUACCAAGAGGCCUAUGACGAUUGUUGCCAUGCUUUGGAAUUUGGUUAUAACCAGAAAUUGCAACACAAAAUUGUCAUAAGACUAGCAUAUUGUGCAGCUAAAUUAAAAAAUAUUGAGGAUUUGGAACGACAUCUCGAAUGUCUAAGAGAAAAAGAUUUAAAUGAUGGCUAUAUAAAGCAAUUGCUGGAACUAGAAGAGAUUCUUACAGAUUUACAGGAAUCUAAAGACACUGCAAAUAAGCAGACUCAAAAAGAGGAGCAUUUGGACAAACAAGAAAUCAUUAUAGAUUCCAAUUGUGAUAAUCGCUAUAUGAUAGCCAAGAACAACAUUGCGGCGCAUGAAGUUAUUUUCCAGGAAAUGGCCUCGGCCUUUGUGCCCAUCGAGGAUAACAUCAUUUGCCAUCAAUGUGCCACCAGCUUCAUGUGUGCUCCCAUACCCUGUCCGCAUUGCCAUCACAGGGUAAUAUACUGUUCGCGAGCAUGCCGACAAAGUCAUCUGUAUAUACAUCAAUACGAAUGUGCAGCCUACAGGCUUAAUCUGCUGCAGAUGCUCGGGGUCUCUCAUUUGGCCAUGCGUUUGGUACUCACUUACCUACCUGAAAUAUUAACCCACUUUACGCAAGACUCAAACACUUUAGAGACAUGGACGAAAUUGUUGGAGUUAAAUCAGAAAGGCCACAGCAAAGUUGACCCAUUAAGACCACAAUAUGCAACAAGUCUCGGCAUGAUUAGCCACCUGAAUAAAGUUUCACCGAAUGAGCUAAUGUAUUAUGCCUUGAGUGCUAACUUACUCCAAGUCUAUUUGGAAAAGCAUACGAAAUUCUUCGAGCAAUUUCCUCUCAACAAAAGACAAGAUUCCAAAAUCAUUGUAUCUGCUCUUAUUUUGCGACAUGCUGGUCAACUACUAGUAAAUGGACAUGUGGGCUAUGCUCUCAGCUUUAGCUUGGAUUUACCUCUAUUAGAGCCAAGCAUUUGGCAAUCAACCUGGCGACUAAAAUUGGGUUGUCUUCACAAAUUGAGCCAAAUAAAGCUGACAACUGCAAUGAAUCUGCCAUACUUGAGUCUAUGUAAUCAUGCAUGUGAUCCUUCCAUAAGGACCAAAUUCGAUGGUCGCCAAAUAAUCGUUUAUGCCAGUAAAAAUAUCAAAGCGGGCGAUGAGAUCUUCAAUUGUUAUACCCAGGAUUACAACAACAGCUUAAGACAAGAGCGCACAGAGCAUUUGCAAGAUGUUUACAAAUUUCAAUGUCGUUGCACGAAGUGUAUGAAAUCAGACUACGAUGAGGCAUAUUUGAAUUAUCAUCAAUAUAAGUGCGAAAGUUGUGGCAAAUGGUUUGCUCCUACAAAUUUGAAUUGGUGGCUGGAAUCCGACUUGGAAGUGGCCAUAGAUUGUACGCAUUGUAAGGUCCAACAGGUCUUUCCUUGGUAUCAACAAUUUUUCCAGCUUUUAGAGAACAUCCAUGACAAAUCGUCGAGACAAUUGCUUUACAAAUCGUUUUACCAACUUAAUAAUUGUUUAUUGGAUCACAAUAGCCUCAAACUGAAUAUGGCUGGAGAGCUUAUUGAGGCCUGCUUUAAGGCCCGCGAAGAUGGCUACUCUUUGGACACUGAGGAUUAUCUAAAUUUGGAGAAAGUUAUAAGACAACAAUUACUUGCCGUUUCAGUCCAGAAAGGCAGUCAUUCAUUAAACUAUUUAGGCAAAAUGACUUACCUAUGGGAUUUAAUGGCCUUGAAAAAAUGUAAAUUAGAUAAAGAAGAGUUGGAAACUAUGUUAAAACUUUUAGAAAAUUUAGCCCGAGAGAUACGUGAUAUUUUCAUAAAUUACUACAACGAUUUUAUUGAGCAACAACAACAAUGUAAAUAA